GGGAGAUAACUUACCGGCAUUUUCGUUCUGACAGAAAAAAGUGAAAACAGAAAAAGUAAACUUGAUUUAUUUUGAAAGUGACAAUGUCAGUGUUCAGUCCUUAUUUUGGAAAGAUCCGAGCUCCUCAGGGUGGAGAGAAAGUGUACAAGGAUGAAUGUGCUUACUCCUUCGACAAUCCUGAAAGUGAGACUGGAUUGUAUGUGUGCAUGAGUUCAUUUCUCGGUCUCGGGAAGAAACAUAUGGAGAGACAUUUUAAAAAGACUGGCAAUGGAGUUUUCCUACAUCUCAGAAGAAUUAGGAAGGCGGUACCUGCAGAAGAGACCCCUCCUGAUGCAAAGGUCACAAAGCUGGCUAUCGGUGUGGAGGGAGGCUUCCACACAGAUGACAAAAAGUUCUCGUUUGAGGAGCACAACUCUGUUGUAGUGUUGCCAGGAUGGGAGAAAUUUCCUCUACCUAACCCAGAACUGCCUGAGAUUGUUCAGAUGGCUGUGUCAGGUAUCCUAGCAGCUGAGGAUGCAUGGAAACUUGAAGAGGCUGCUGCCAUGGCCGGAACUUGGGAUGGGGAGAAGAGAAUGGUCUCCAAGCAUGCUGAGAAUCUUGCACAACUGGAUAAUGGUGUGAAGGUUCCACCUACUGGCUGGAAGUGUGAAAAGUGUGACCUAACCUCCAACCUCUGGCUCAACCUCACUGACGGCUCCAUUAUGUGUGGUCGGAAGUUCUUUGAUGGGAGUGGGGGGAAUAACCAUGGGGUGGAUCAUUACCAGGCUAACAAAUACCCCCUCGCAGUCAAGUUGGGCACCAUUACACCUGAUGGUGCAGAUGUGUAUUCAUAUGAUGAGGAUGAUAUGGUUGAGGAUCCAUACUUGGCCAGACAUCUUGCACACUUCGGUAUCAACAUCACUGCCAUGCAAAAAACAGAGAAGACGAUGGUAGAAUUGGAGAUCGACCUGAACCAGAAGGUGGGAGAGUGGGAUGUGAUACAGGAGGCUGGGAGCAAGCUGACUCCGCUCUAUGGGCCAGGGUAUACCGGCAUGAGAAACCUGGGCAAUAGCUGUUACAUGAACUCUGUCAUGCAGGUCAUGUUUACAUUGCCCGACUUUCAGACAAGGUAUGCCAGUGCAGUGGAUGAGAUAUUUGCCUCAGCUCCUGUUGACCCUACUUCUGACUUUAACGUCCAGAGUGCAAAGCUAGGCCAUGGUCUGCUGUCAGGGGAUUACUCCAAGUCACCAGAGGGAGGGGAUGAAAAUAACCUGGCACCUAGUGGUAUCCGUCCGCAGAUGUUCAAGACCCUGAUAGGCCGCGGUCAUCCCGAGUUCUCCACAAAACGACAACAGGAUGCACAGGAGUUCUUUCUUCAUCUUCUAUCACAGCUGGAGAAAAACAACCGGGGCCAACUCAACCCGAGCGAGUGUUUCAAGUUUAAAGUGGAAGAGCGUGUGGAAUGUUCUGUCUCUAAGAAAGUGAAAUACACAGAGAGGACAGACUUCCUGCUACCCCUGCCUGUACCAAUGGAAGCUGCUACCAAUAACGAUGCAGUCCAAGCCUGGGAAAUUAAGAAAAAAGAAUUGGAAAGCUCAAAGCAGAAUAUAGAUCCAAAGGAGAUAGUGCGGCCCAAAAUCCCAAUGCAGUCAUGCCUUGAAUCAUUUGCUGCUACAGAAGUUGUGGAGGGAUUCUUCAGCAGUGCAAUCAAUUCUAAAUGUGCCGCAAACAAGAGGACCAGGUUGCUCAGUUUCCCGGAUUAUAUGGUUGUACAAUUGAAGAAGUUCACAGUGGGAGAGGACUGGGUGCCCAAGAAACUAGAUAUAUCACUGGGGGUGUUGGAGGAGCUAGACAUCAGUUUCCUGAGGGGGUCAGGCCUUCAGCCAGGAGAGGAGGAGUUGCCAGAAGCCCAACAGGAACAAGUGAACAUAGAUGAGGGCACAGUAGCCCAACUAGUGGAUAUGGGAUUUCCACUGGAGGGUUGUAAGAAGGCUGUAUUCCACACGGGCAACAUGGGAGUGGAGGUGGCAAUGAACUGGGUCAUGACACAUAUGGAAGAUCCAGAUUUUGGUAUGCCAUUUGUGCCCCCCGGAGCCAAGAAAUCCACCAGUUUUACCCCAAACGAGGAGGCAGUAGCUAUGAUCAUGUCAAUGGGUUUCUCACCAGAACAGGCGACCAAGGCUCUUAAGAAUACAGACAAUAAUGUAGAGAGAGCAGUGGAAUGGAUAUUCAGCCACGCCCAGGAGUUGGACGCACCCAUGGAAACUGACCAAUCAGAGGCUAGCUCAUCACCACAGUGUCGGGAUGGCAGUGGAAAGUACAAGCUGGUAGCAUUCAUCAGCCACAUGGGUACCUCAACCAUGGUUGGCCACUAUGUGUGUCAUAUUCUCAAGGAGGGGCGCUGGGUGAUAUUUAACGACGAGAAAGUUGCCCUAUCAGAACACCCACCUAUGGAUCUGGCUUACCUCUACUUUUACAAGAGAAUAGACAGUUAAUUGUUUUCUUACGACUGUUAAAUAGGCUGGAAAACACUUUUUGAGAUAUUCAUCUCCACCUGCUCCUGUCCUAAUGUUAAACAUUAGACCAAAAAUCAGCAUUGCGAAAAUAGGUUAAACAGAAGCAACAACAUCAAAAAGUCAACUGAAAACUGCAUCAUGUUAGCAAGUUAUUGUUUACAUUAGCACAGACAACAGACACCGGGCCAUCGCCAACUUAACACUCUUUAAUUUAGAAAGUUAAACAAAUAAAUCCGGAUGAAAAUCAGUUAAAAAAUUUGAUGGCCACAUUAGAUUUGCCAUUUCAGAACACAGAUUUCUGUUAUUUAUAUGUUAGUUGUUCGUUUUGCAAUUGCUACUGUUUGAGUGAUUCUAUAUCAUUUUUGAGCAUCUGAUGUAUUUCAAAACUAUUCUUGUUUUAUGAAGAUGUGUUUUAGAGUUUAGAGUUUGCUGAAUGAAAUUCUUGUACACAUUUUAUCAGUAUACCUGUGUUUACAAUUCAUUCAAAAUUCUUAAAUAAUUGAAUUGAUUUUUUUUUUUGUAUCAAAAUUUUAUCUAGCAAUUAAUUGCUUUAAUGAUGAUCAACAGUUUACAGCAUGUACACAAGACACUUGACUCAGUUUCAUGCUAAGGUGAUGAUAUUCAUGUGAUGUAUUUCUCAAUCACAUUUGUGUUAUGGCAGUUAAAAGUGCUCCCUAUUUACAUUCAUUGUAAAGUGGUUGUUAACAUAAUGUUAUACAUGACCAAAUAAAAAGUCAACUACUCAG
Messenger RNA from Mya arenaria, 3241 nucleotides. RefSeq names its product ubiquitin carboxyl-terminal hydrolase 5-like. Gene Ontology annotation, molecular function: cysteine-type deubiquitinase activity; protein binding; zinc ion binding. The record is from RefSeq and is a predicted model, not a curated record. Bases 84 to 2474 code for a protein of 796 amino acids. The transcript has 20 exons. Lineage: Eukaryota; Metazoa; Mollusca; Bivalvia; Myida; Myidae. Gene Ontology annotation, biological process: protein deubiquitination.